AUGCCUCAAAUGUGUUUAUCUCUAUUGUUACAGUUGGUUAAACAUAUUAUAGCGCCACUAUCACACCGCUGGAAGGCAGCUAUAGAGAAAAGGAUCAAAGAAGUUAGCCAAAUGACCUUGGCGGCUGUGCUAAGAGGUGCUCGUCUCCAGCCCGGACAGUAUUGGAAUCUUUCUGGAACCUUCCUCUUUACAAUUUAUGUCAUGACUGCGUUGGCAGGAUUUGGCGCCCCAGUGCCGCGGACAAUAGAAGGUAGAUCUGCAGUACUGGUAUAUGCUGGUUUGGCAAUACCUGUACAUUUAUAUCUCAUGAUGAACGCGGGCAUGUGCAUUGUGGUACACGCGCAAGCUUAUGUGAAACAACUCAGCAGGAGGCUACGGAAUCACAGGACGUUUACAGGUGGGAAGUCUAAUCUUGACAAUGAGAGUCCAAACUGUAGCCGGCACUCGAAAGUUCUAAAGGCGCCAAGCCGUUGUUGCUUUGGUUUGAAAAUAAUGCGUUGCCUCAGCGUGCUCAAGGCAUGUCACUGCGUGCCACUAGCUGCAGUGGUGUACUACUUGACCGGCGCAUGUGUCUUUGGCAAGCUAGAAGACCAUGAGAUUCUGAAGUCUUUAAUGUUCCCUCUAGAAUUUACUACAAGUGGAGGACUGGACCAUCAGCCAGGCCAUUUGCGUAUUCUAUACGCAUUCUACGUAGAAGGCGCUAUGAUGUUGCUAGCAUGUGCAGUUGUAACCUUUCGCCGGUACAGCACCCCCAACAUCCUCUGGGCAUCGCAGAAGUACAGAUUAUUUACUACUGAGGAAUAA
This is a messenger RNA of Arctia plantaginis, 804 nucleotides long. The record is from the annotation of a GenBank genome assembly. NCBI's taxonomy places the organism in Eukaryota, Metazoa, Arthropoda, Insecta, Lepidoptera, Erebidae.